CAGGUCUGCCUCGGUCCCAACCCGUACGUGCGGAUGCUCAAGAUGCCAAACUCGCGCGAGUGUAAGAUCUCGGGCCGGCCGUACACCGCCUUCCGCUGGAAGCCCGGCUCCGAGGCGCGCUACAAGGAGACCAUCGUCGCGGCCGAGGUUGCCAUUGCGAAGAACGUCUGCCAG
Emiliania huxleyi CCMP1516 is the source of this 174-nucleotide messenger RNA. RefSeq lists its product as hypothetical. The record is from RefSeq and is a predicted model, not a curated record. Gene Ontology annotation, cellular component: U2-type catalytic step 2 spliceosome; Prp19 complex; U2-type catalytic step 1 spliceosome. The transcript has a single exon. The annotation marks the transcript as partial. Lineage: Eukaryota; Haptophyta; Isochrysidales; Noelaerhabdaceae. Gene Ontology annotation, molecular function: U6 snRNA binding; pre-mRNA binding.